Molecule: messenger RNA, 678 nt
Organism: Caenorhabditis briggsae
Lineage: Eukaryota; Metazoa; Nematoda; Chromadorea; Rhabditida; Rhabditidae
Exons: 2
Coding region: 1-678 (225 amino acids)
Source: RefSeq, a predicted model, not a curated record
AUGUUUCCGACGAAUACAUGUCCAGGGUUACGGUACCUCUCCAUUUCUCUUAUUUUUCUAUUUGUAAUUAUCCAAAAAGUUCAUGGACUUGAGCCCAUUAUUGAUGCUCCAACUACUCCAAAAUCCUCCGGCACAAUCUCACCAUUUGGAAAUGUGACUCUCACGAACCUACCGUCUAUGACAACCGCAUCCUCUCCUGGAAACCAUACCCAGAUGAAUUUGAAUUCCGAACACCCGGCUACACUGGCACCCAUGCCAACUGCAGCUCGGUCAAAUUUCACUUUUGGCACAAUGCCUACAAUCGUUCCGAUCGUGAACCAAACGGCUCCAGUGUUGUAUCCGGGUAAUGGUACUUUGACGAACUCAACUGCUACACCAAUUGUGCUUGGAGAUGUAACAAUGCCACAUGCAGGGAAUAUGAGUUUGGUUGGUAUGACUACAACGGCUAGUCAUGGAGCACCAGUAGCUGGGAUGACAACUACUGCUGGACAUGGUGCUGGUCCGGCUGCUGGAAUGACAACUACAGCUGGCCAUGGACCUCCUCCAGCUCCUGAAGUCACAACUGUUGGCCACGGAGCGCCUGCCGCCAAUGUCCCAGGAAUGACAACCACAGUUGGGCAUGGAGCCCCAAUUGCUGGAAUGACAACAAUGGGGUUGCCAGCCCCCGAUCUUUCUUAG